UGUGUGGUUCCCGAGCAUGCCAGGACUGAGAGGGUCUGAGGCUCUCGACUCUGGGGCAUGGGGUCCGAGGGGCGGCGACGCGGCCUCCUGACAGCCGGUGUCUAGGGACCCGGCCGGCCGGGGCCUCCGGAGUCCGGGGCAGCCUCCGGGGCGUCCACAUCUCCGCCUGCGGGCCGGGAGGGGCUGCCCCCAGCGCCGGGCCUGGGCAGCGGAGCACCCGAUACAGGAGACAGGGUGGGAGGCUUUCCUGUGCCGCAGCUGCUGGGAAGCGCCGCGCUCCGCUGAAAGCUGCCUGGACCUGGCGCGUGAGCCUGUGGCUGGCUUGUCUGGUUUUACCUCUGGUCCCGGUGCUGCGUGUGGUUUUCUAGCCAGUCUGUUUGCUAAGAGCCGGGUUCUGUUUGGACAAGUCAGUAAGCCUAAGUAUAUCUCCAUGAAUAACUUAAAUGAUCCUCCAAAUUGGAAUAUCCGGCCUGAUUCCAGGGCUGACGGGGGUGGUGGAAGCAGGUGGAAUUAUGCCCUGUUGGUGCCAAUGCUGGGAUUAGCAGCUUUCCGUUGGAUUUGGUCCAGAGAGUCCCAAAAAGAAAUAGAAAAAGAGAGAGAAGCGUAUCGUCAGAGAACAGUUGCCUUCCAGCGGGAUCUCGAAGCCAAGUACCACGCUGUGAUCUCAGAAAAUCGGCGAGCUCUUGCUCAGCUGACUCUGGAGCUCGAAAAGCAGCAAAACAGAGCAACCAGUUACCGAGAAGCCCUUAUCGCUCAGGGGCGGAAGCUGGUGGAAGAAAGGAAGGUUCUGGAGCGGGAACGGGCUCAGGUCAUGCAAGAAAGAAGCCGAGUGCAGCCUCUGAGAAGCGCGUACCUGAGCCGCCUGGAGGAGGAGGAGGACUGGCAGAGGAAAGCGCGGCGCGUGCUGCAGGAGGUGGGAGAGGCUCUUGCAGAGAGGCAGAACAUCUACUGCAGCCUGGUCGCCCCCCGUGGCGCGCGGCUGGAGCUGGAGAAGAACUUACUGGUGCGCGCAGCCGUUGACCCAGUGGCUGUUGACCUGGACAUGGCCGCUGGCCUGACCGACAUAUUCAGGCACGACACCCACUGCGGUGGCUUCUGGAACAGCGACAGGCGCCGGAACGGGAGGCUGCUGUGGCUCUACCUGCAGUACUGGGAGCUGGUCGUGGAGCUGCAGAAGUUCAAGAGGGUGGAGAAGGCCCUGCUGGAGCAGUGAGGCCGAGCCUCAGGGCCACUGCAGCCUCCUGCGCUCCGCUGCCUCCGCCUGCCUCCCGUAUCCGGUCACGGGCACCGCCCUGGAUGGCACUGCACCCUGCCACCCCCAGCAGCAGCCAGUGUGCGGCACCUGAAGGCUUCCCUCUGACGCGCCGGGCUGUGAAGGGCGGCCCUGCUCAGAAGCAUUUGUGAGCUGCUCAUACUUAGCACAACAGCAUGAUGUCGUUUUUUAGCUCGAGGGUAGGAAUUGUUUUUAAAAGGUCAAAUAUAAUAUUGAUCCUCACCAGAA
Molecule: messenger RNA, 1501 nt
Organism: Sciurus carolinensis (gray squirrel)
Lineage: Eukaryota; Metazoa; Chordata; Mammalia; Rodentia; Sciuridae
Gene: Ccdc127
Product: coiled-coil domain containing 127
Exons: 3
Coding region: 431-1213 (260 amino acids)
Source: RefSeq, a predicted model, not a curated record